CUUUAGGAUAAGACAGUUUAAAUGUUAGUUGGAUACACGGAUAAAUUACCAAUAACUAUUCGAUGUUUUCAUUCCGACCGGCAAUUAUAUUGGGCGUAAUAUGCUUCAUAUUUGGAUAUCUGUAUUCACUUCUUCAUUAUCUUCAACCACAGAUGCAGGGAACCAGUUCUGAAAUGUUUAAGCAUGCAGUUCAUGUUUAUAAAAAUCAAAUACAGAAAAAUAAAGAACUUGGGUCUUCUUUUUCUGUUUGUUAUCGUGGAGAACAUGUUAUCGACAUUGUUGGAGGAUAUGUGGAUAAACGUUUCCGGCUACCAUGGUUGCCGUCAACUAUAAGUCAGUUGUUUACUGUGUCUUUGGUUGUUGUGCCUUUCACAUUUGCUAAGUUAUACCAAGAUGGACUUCUGAGUAUUGAUUCUUCUAUUCAGCACUAUUUGCCACAGUUUUUGGUUCCUAAUAUCUCAAUAUCAGACUUACUCACGCAUCAGUCUGGUUUUCCAUAUUUUAUAAGUCAUGUAUCUUUAGCUAAAUGGCGAGAUGAUCAUAGAAAUGCAUUACAUGAUAUAAUCAACCAAAUACCGCCUAUCCCACCAAAAACCCAACAGUUUCAUUUGCACUCGAUGGCUAUACUAUGUGAUGCCAUCGUUCGCAAAGUAGACCCGAAAAGGCGAACACUGGCUCGUUAUUUUAUGGAAGAAAUUGCAUGGCCUCUUGGUUUGGACAUGCUUAUCGGGAUCCCUCGAACCCAACUAUACCGUGCUGCCAGGACCUACCACGCUGAUGCUAUCAGUGUGUUUUGUGCCAUUUUAUAUUUUGAUGUGAAAUACGCAUGGACAAACUUAGUCACUUCUAAAUGGCUACCAUAUUCAAAAGUGAGAAAUAUGGCAUUGGAUGUAUUUAAUGAUUAUCAGAUUUAUUAUAAUUGGAAUCCUGACUUACUGGAAGUUCCAUUAGUUUCAACACACCUAUUCACUAAUGCACGAAGUUUAGUCCGUUUAUUCACUCUGUUAGAAAAUUCAAAGGAUAAGAUUGCCAUUAAUUCAUCAUCUGACAAUCAUCCGUUCGUCCUUAAGAAGCCAAUUAGAGAUUGGAUGCUUCAAGUUUUAAAUACUUCUUCUUAUGAUCCGGUUCUCCAUCGACAUUUAAAACUUACUUCUUCAGGUUUCAUGGUCACUAAUUCACCAAAGAACACCCUAAUGUUUGGAAUGUGGGAUGAUAUUCUUGGCCAAGGAGUUUUUAUUGAUCCAGAGAAACAGUUAACCUGGGCUUAUGUUACAAAUCAUGCUCACGGACGAUCAUUAGACAGUGAUCCUAUUUUAAACUCUUUAAUUCAUUCAGUGUAUUCAUGUAUUGAAAAGUAGUGUUUGAUAAUUAGAGAAAAUGGUGCCUUACUGGUCAACGAAAUGUUGCAUAUAUUUACAUUUUAAAGAAAAACAACUCCGGUUAUUUAUUAUUCAACUCGGUGUUUUAAUAUACAAAAGGCAGGAACGAUUUUUAUAGUGCUUUUAAUAAUAUGUAUGUUUGUAGCAUUUAUUAUUCAUGUGACCUUUUCUGUUACUAGCUAAUUUAGACGUAACGGUCAAAGAUGUUAAUCCCUUUAAAUGAAUUGAAUUAAAGCAUAUUCUGUGGAAAUUUUCCCUUGUUAUU
Molecule: messenger RNA, 1644 nt
Organism: Trichobilharzia szidati
Lineage: Eukaryota; Metazoa; Platyhelminthes; Trematoda; Strigeidida; Schistosomatidae
Source: the annotation of a GenBank genome assembly